AUAAUGGCAUUCCUCUGUCCCGUACGCAUACGUCGUGGGAAAAAGAAGAAACCGAUCGGAAGCGAUAUCGAUAAGGAUCUAUCGAGCAGCUUAGGGUUGAACCAUGGUAUGGGCCGUAUUACCGGAUCGGCCAGCAUCGAAACACUCGUGCGGGUCGGAAUCGAGAAGGAGCAUGGACUCAGCCCGGACAGCAAGAUGGUUGUGCUGCACGAUUUUACACCCUGCGUGGACGACGAGCUUGAAGUGAAACGGGGCCAAAUAGUGAACAUACUUUAUCGUGAAAAUGAUUGGGUGUACGUGAUCGGGCAGGACACACGGCAGGAGGGUUUCAUACCGCACUCGUACUGUGCCCCGUUCAACACGCAGCUGGCCGAUCUUGCCAUCAAGAAGAAGCUACCACGCGAUAUUGCCACCAUGGGUGCACCGGGCAGCGGUGGAGGUGGUGGUGGGGGAGGUGGAGGAGGACCAGGUGGUGCGACAGGUGUUGGCCUAGUGGUGGGUGGUGGGCUAGGGAAUGGUGUUGGACUAACGGCGGCCGAUUUAACCGAUGGAAUGCCGGAUAUAAGUAUGGACGUGCUGGACGACAGUACAGGACCGGGAUUGCUAACGAACGCGCUGAAACACUCGCAGGCGAGUCUCAGCUCGGAGCCCGAUUUCUUGCCCUUUGCCAAGGACCCGAGCGGUCGGUACAUUGUGCUGUACACGUUUAUUGCCCGCGACGAGAACGAUGUGUCGGUUGAGCGGGGCGAAUUUGUGACCGUGCUGAACCGGGAGGAUCCGGAAUGGUUUUGGAUUGUGCGGAGCGACGGGCAGGAGGGUUUCAUACCGUCCGGGUUCGUUUAUCCGGCUGAAAACAUAUUACAGGGCCAUGCAGGGAAACAGCAGCAGCAGCAACAGCAGCAGGGCGGUGUAAAUAGUAUGGGAUCGAUCGGUAACGACAUGAACAGUCUGCAGGCGAUGAAUGGUGGAGGAAUGUCCGUUGGUGGACAACAUCAGCAGCAGCAACAGCAACAGGCACAACAUCAGCAGCAGUCGCAGCACCAGCAACAACCCGGUAUCGGAUCAGAUGAUCUACGGUACCACGGCACGGAGUUGGUCAUGCUGUACGAUUAUAAGGCACAAGCACCGGAUGAUUUAAGCGUGCGGAGAGGCGACUGGAUUUAUGCGGACCUCAACAACCAAACCGUCGACGGAUGGCUUUGGGCUUACGCACCGAAAACCCGCAAAUAUGGUUUCAUUCCCAAAGCAUACGCCCGUCCGCCUGCCAUGACGAGUCUGUAG
This is a messenger RNA of Anopheles maculipalpis, 1281 nucleotides long. It is a transcript of the gene Dlish, whose product is annotated as SH3 domain-containing protein Dlish. The transcript has 3 exons. NCBI's taxonomy places the organism in Eukaryota, Metazoa, Arthropoda, Insecta, Diptera, Culicidae. The coding region runs from base 4 to 1281 and encodes 425 amino acids. Gene Ontology annotation, molecular function: protein binding. The record is from RefSeq and is a predicted model, not a curated record.